This is a messenger RNA of Psilocybe cubensis, 1677 nucleotides long. RefSeq names its product putative amino-acid permease. Gene Ontology annotation, biological process: amino acid transmembrane transport. The transcript is spliced from 17 exons. Bases 1 to 1677 code for a protein of 558 amino acids. Gene Ontology annotation, cellular component: membrane. The record is from RefSeq and is a predicted model, not a curated record. Gene Ontology annotation, molecular function: amino acid transmembrane transporter activity. NCBI's taxonomy places the organism in Eukaryota, Fungi, Basidiomycota, Agaricomycetes, Agaricales, Agrocybaceae.
AUGGAGCAGUUCCAGCUACGUAGUAGGGCCAGCAAUGGUCCACCUACUUUGCCUUCGGAGUAUGAAGUGAAUGGUCACACGAUUCGGUCCAACAAUGAUAUCCACAACGCAACAAUGAACAAAUUCAGUGCAUCAUUGGAUGCCGCAAGACUUCGGCUGGAGAAGUAUCAACAAAGAUGGAGUGAGAUCGGAGAAGAGCUACCACCACAAAUCAAUCGAAGGCCCAACGUUGGAGGACCUGUUGGACUUGCAGGAUUAUAUGUUGAUCCCGCAUUGGGAUUUGCCCUAGGCUGGAACGCUUGGUAUAGCUGGGCGAUAAUCUUGCCGACCGAAUUGAGUGCCGCAACGAUACUAUUUAAUGGAUUUUUCCCUAACGGUAGCGCUGAGUCCAUAAAUACUAUCAACCUCAUAACAAUAAGCGUAUUCCUCGUCCUUGCCAUUGGUAUUAACUGCUUCGGGUCUCGGGCGUAUGGAGAGGCAGAGUUUUCCUUUAGCUGUUUCAAGAUUCUUACCGUUGUUUCGCUCGUACUUGGAGGAAUAAUCCUCGAUCUAGGCGGUGGAACAGAAGGGUUUAUUGGCCUCAAGAAUUGGAGAAAUCCUGGGCCUUUUGUAGAAUUUAGAGCCAAAGGAACCCUCGGCAGGUUUUUGGGCGUCUGGUCUUCGAUGAUUCAGGCAGUCUUUGCUUUUUCUGGAACCGAGAUUCCUGGUGUCGCUGCUGGAGAGGUACAAAAUCCGGCAAAGGUAAUCCAAGUCACUUCAGUUUUGGCACUCACGUUUCCUUUGUUGAACAUAUCUUCAGAACAUCCCUCGUGCGGUGAAUCGCGUUUGGAUACGAAUGCAAGUGGACUGUUGGUUAGGUCUGACGACCCUAGGCUCACAGGACCGACAAUAGGGAGUCCUGGACACACCCUUGUUCUAUCUUCGCCCUUUGUCAUUGCCAUGCAAAAUGCACGUCUCAAACACCUGGAGCAUAUUUACAACGCAGCUUUCGUUAUUUCUGCCUUUAGUGCCGCAACUUCAGAUGUGUAUAUCUCUAGCCGAUUCCUGUACUAUCUUGCAAGGUGUGGCCACGCUCCGCGAUUCUGUGCCGCAAUUUUUCGGAAUGAAGCAAAUAAGACAAUUAUUCCAUGGGUUGGAAUUCUUGCAUCUGCUUGUUUUGCAUUGAUGGCGUUCAUGUCUUUGUCUCGAACAAGAGCUGAGGAAAUUUUCCAUUGGCUCUCAUCUCUGAACAGCACGACUGCCUUGCUGUCAUGGAUUGGCAUGCUUUUUACAUACCUUCGUUGGUAUCAAGGGACUAUUGCUGCGGAGAAGAAAGACAAAGAUUUCAAGCAAACUCACCAAGAGCUGUACAAGAACAGAUAUCGCAUGCAACCAUGGAUUGCAAUUUAUGCUUUUGUUAUGUGUGUGCUUAUCCUGAUCUUUAACGGGUGGUUUGUUUUCACACGUCCUGGUCCCUGGAGGAUGGCUCGGGAAUUAGAAGAUAAUUCUCUCGAGAACGACCCAGCAAUAGGGAACUGGGUGCCGGCCUUUGUUUCAUCUUAUCUCACCAUUAUCAUGAUUUUCAGAACCAAAAUGGUCACACUUCACGAAAUGCGCUUCGAAAGAGGCCGUAUCCCUGAAAUCCAUGAGGAAGAACCCACGACCCGUUGGAGUAGACUCCUAGCAGUGCUUUUCUGA